CUUCUACGCAUUCUCGCCAUGCUCUUUACUAAUCUGUCAUGUUAGUACCCGCUCUUCGGUGUGCUUGUUUGGUUACCGCCGGCAGUUUUAUCGCAGCUUCCACGUACCCCAGGUCUCUAGAUUCAGCAUCCGGUUUUCAUAAAAGACAGCAUUCUGAGUGUACUAAUCUCUGCAUGCAUAUAGCGCAAAUUUCACCUCCACCGCCUAGACGAUACAUGCUCUUCUGUCGGGCAACCCGACUAAUCAAGCUAUGACAUGGUGUUUCUCCAUAGGGAAGAGGUCCCGAGAAACAAUGAAAUGAGGCUCCGCGUGGGGACUCCUGUCACACCAUCCAAUUGGAUAGCCUUCAGGGAUCUGAUCUAUUGCGAAGCUGGGCGUAAUCAGACGCACCUUGUGUAUCGGCCGCAUAUGUCUUGA
This is a messenger RNA of Truncatella angustata, 417 nucleotides long. RefSeq lists its product as uncharacterized. Lineage: Eukaryota; Fungi; Ascomycota; Sordariomycetes; Amphisphaeriales; Sporocadaceae. The transcript has a single exon. The record is from RefSeq and is a predicted model, not a curated record. The coding region runs from base 39 to 254 and encodes 71 amino acids.